AAACACACGAUACUCGCUCUACACACAUCAUACACAACUCUAGUUUAAUCACACAUCAACAACACCAUAUCGCACCGCAAAUGAACAAGCAGACCUACUAUUGCGACAUGUGUAGCAAACAAUUUACGACAAAACUUACUUUAAUCCGACAUAUCAGAACACAUACACACCCGGAACAUACCUGCGGAGUUUGUAAUGAAGCAUUUCAAAAUAACUUAUUACUGAAUAAGCAUUUAAGUUUGCACUCAGCAGAGAGACGGUACGUGUGUGGAGAAUGCAACAAGCAAUUUGCAACAAAAAGCAUUUUGUAUAUACAUAGAAGAACCCACACUGGAGUCAAACCAUUCAAAUGUAAAGAAUGUGACAAGCAAUUUACAAGAAAACAUCAUUUAGAGAACCACAAAAGUGUCCAUAGUGACGUGAAACCAUACAAAUGUAAAGAAUGUAACAAGCAAUUCAAAGGAAGCAAUGGUUUAAAGUACCACGAAAGAGUCCAUAGUGGCGUGAAACCAUACAAAUGUAAAGAAUGUGACAAGCAAUUUACAACAAAACAUUACUUAGAGACGCACAAAAGAGUACAUAGUGGCGUGAAACCAUACAAAUGUAAAGAAUGUAACAAGCAAUUUACACAAAAAGGUAAUUUAGAGACCCACAAAAGAGUCCAUAGUGGCGUUAAACCGUACAAAUGUAAAGAAUGUAACAAGCAAUUUACACAAAAAACUAAUUUAAAGAUGCACGAAAGAGUCCAUAGUGGCGUCAAACCAUACAAAUGUAAAGAAUGUGACAAGCAAUUCAAAGGAAGACCUAGUUUAAAGUACCACGAAAGAGUACAUAGUGGCGUCAAACCAUACAAAUGUAAAGAAUGUAGCAAAGAAUUCAAACAAAAUUAUUCUUUAGUUAUCCAUGAAAGAAUCCAUAGUGGAAUGAAACCAUACAAAUGUAAAGACUGUAACAAAGAAUUCACAACAAAACAAUCAUUAGUUACCCAUGAAAGCGUCCAUAGUGGCGUGAAGCCAUACAAAUGUAAAGAAUGUAACAAAGAAUUCGCACAAAAAAUUCAUUUAGUUGCCCAUGAAAGAGUCCAUAGUGGAAUGAAACCAUACAGUUGUAAACAAUAUGACAAGGAAUUCACACUAAAACAUCAUUUAGCUGUCCAUGAAAGAAUCCAUAGUGAUGUGAAACCAUACAAAUGUAAUGAACGUAACCAGCAAUUAAGUCAAGAAGAUAGUUUUGAGACAAAUAGAAUGAGUCACAUCGGAGAGAAGCCGUAUAGAUGUGAAGAAUGUAACAACCACUUUACAUUAAAAUCUGAAUUAGAGAGACAUAAAAAAAUACACACCGAUGAACAAUCAUACGAAUGCGAAAUAUGUGAAACACUUUUUUUCGAUGAAACAAGUUUAAUGAAACAUAUUGAAACACAUAUAUCCAAGAUACAAUAACUUUGUUGUUUUGUAAAAUGGUUCAUAAUAGCUCAUAGUGUUUUAUUCGGAUUCAGUCAACAGAAUUUCACUCUACUGCUAUUCACUUCACCAUAUUGCUGGGUACAUUCUCACAGACAAAAUAUCGUAUAGUCGACCGAGAUAAACUAUGCUAACGUCUAUCUUUCAAUUGCACAUGUGAAUACAGAUGGCAAGUUACGGAAAGUUUCCAAAAAGUUCGAAAAGUUCUCGGAAAUUUCACAGGAAACAAGAAAACGUUACAUUUGUUCUUUGAAAUACAAUUUUAAUUGAAGUGUUGUCAUCAAAUACAGAAAGGACACUUCCUACAAAUCCGAAGUUUGACAGCGAUUCAAGGACGAAUCAUGCUAUCCCUUUCUAAUGUAUGGCACUAUCCAUUUCGGCUAUUAGGGUUAUCCAAUUUCAAGUAAUUAUGUUAUCUGUGGUUGUACACGCAAGGGAACCUCAACUUGUGUCGCCCUAGGUAGGUACUUCUUUUUUACAUAGCACUGCUAAGGGUAUCGAAGUAUUUUUCGGUGGGCCUUAUAUUAUUAACCCCGUUUAUAUCAAUAUUAAGUAUACCGAGAAGCUUUAGUCAUAUUGGUAUUACUGAGAUUACGCGACGCGGAGCAGAGUCGUGUUUCUGAUUAGUUCUACUUUGUAAUAGAAAUGUUGACUGUGUGUAUGUAUGUAUGUUACUUUGCUAUUGCAAAUAAACAGGUUUACAUAAAACGGACAAAACAAAACAAAAAUAAUAAGGUUAUGUACAAAGGCAGGCGUGGCUCACUCCGGGAUUUUGUCGCUUUGCUACACGUAGCUAAAAGUACAUCCGUUCCACCCCAAUUUUGGGGAAAGCCAUAAGCCGCGCGUGGCGCUGUCGCCACCUAGCGGCCAUAUCUGUGCUGAUCGUAACAGACGCGUUUUGUUAGAGAGUGAGUCUUCUGUACCUAGUGCUAUUAUUUAUUAUGUGACAAAGGCGAACUUAUCCCUAGCAGGUAGAAGGGAUCUCUUCCAGGUAAUCUGAGAAAAUGCGAAAGGAUCACACACUAACUGUUUUGCAAUAAAAAAAUUGCAUAUAUACAAAAAUGUCAAUAAGGUGAUGGUACUAGUGCUCGACAUGCUAAUGCCCAAUAGAUGACGCCCUGCUGUCGCCUAUAUUGAUAUAAUAACUUUUUAAGUUUCAAGAUGACAUGUACUGGGACCGCGUCGACCACCAGUACCACCACCUUAAUUUUUAUAUGCACUAUUAAGGUGAAUUAAAUUUGU
Molecule: messenger RNA, 2702 nt
Organism: Cydia fagiglandana
Lineage: Eukaryota; Metazoa; Arthropoda; Insecta; Lepidoptera; Tortricidae
Product: zinc finger protein OZF-like
Exons: 1
Coding region: 81-1439 (452 amino acids)
Biological process (GO): regulation of transcription by RNA polymerase II
Cellular component (GO): nucleus
Molecular function (GO): RNA polymerase II transcription regulatory region sequence-specific DNA binding; DNA-binding transcription factor activity, RNA polymerase II-specific
Source: RefSeq, a predicted model, not a curated record